AUGAAUGCAGCAGUGAUCCAUGUGGUACAUUGGGUCCUUGUUAUAACAGAGUACUUCCAUGGAACUCUACACUGCCUCAAUAUGUAUGCGAAUGUCCACAAACUGCAAUGAACACCCUCACAUUCAUGGGAUUCACAUGUGAUGUAUGGACAGAUGCAAAUUCGAAAUUGACAUGUUUUGGUGAAAGCUGUAUGACUGGGACCUUUACAUCUCCAAACUACCCAGACUUGUAUCUUCCACGUCACCGUAGUCUGUAUCUCAUCUAUGCACCCAAUGCUGCUUCCAUAACAUUCGUCUUUGACCAAAAUUUCGAAGUAGAGACCUCUAAAGACGAGAUGUACGCCGGUGAAGGGCUGCAACACCCUUUUCCACUGGUCUUCCAAAAUAAGACCACGUACCCUAUUUACUACGUUUACGAGGGCUAUGUCGCGCCACCACCAUUGACAUUACCAGGGGACACUGUAUGGAUGCUCUUUGACACUGAUAAAACUCGCCAAUAUCGCGGAUGGAGUCUGAAUUGGACAGCUUCUCUUCAACAAGAAUUCAACGUGGAACCAGUGAAUGUUACCGUAACGGAGGGAGAGAACGUUACAUUUGAGUCUUCUGUCCUAUAUAAACACGGUGUUAUGUCGUGGAUCAGAGACGGCAGUUUCUAUAUUAACAGAGAUUUGAACAUGCAAACAACUGACACUAGAUACAGUAUUGUUAGCACGAUAGCGAAUACCAUGUACAAUCUUCAUAUACUGAAUACGGAAGUCAAUGAUGCCGGCACGUUUGUGGGAUAUGUGUCUGCUAAGUACGCACAUCAAGCCAUCUACACGAAUUUAGUUAACCUUGUAGUACAUGCAAACCAAGCAUUCGUGGAUGUGCCAUCAACCUUGACAAUAAAUGAAGGCGAGGACGUUGACUGGAGAGUGUCUGUGAGUGACAAACAUGGCACACUGUCUUGGUAUAGAGAUGACACAAAGCUGACGCACGAUGACUCAUUACUGGUAUCAGAUACACGUAUUAGUGUGACAAGUAUAACUAUAAACACUGAUUAUACACUUCACAUCAAUGGAGCUGUCUUGUCAGAUGCUGGUACCUAUAUAGUAAGGGUAACUGGUGGCGAUCUCAAUGAUAUACCUAUAGAAACAAACCCAGUAACUCUUAACGUACAUGAUCUCGCAAUGCAAAGUUUCGUUGUGGUGCCCAGCACCACAGAGACAGUUGAGGGACUUGCUAUCGUACUAAAAUGCCAGGUCGAUCAUAAAGAGGGUACACUUAUCUGGUCAAAAGAUGGUGUUGACAUCACCAGUGACGUCACCAUCACCAGCAGUGCGUACAGUUCCCGAUAUUCCAUAACGGGUGACCAAUCCCAGGGAGAGUAUUUUCUAACAAUAUCUGAAACUGAGAAUGGGGAUAAUGGCAUUUACAGCGUACGAGUAACUGCCCCAAUUAACGAGAAUAGUCUUGAAAUAAAAUCACAGGAUGCUACACUAAUUAUACAUGAUCAUCAGAGGUUCAUUACAACACCAGAUAACAUAACAAUAGUAGAAGGACAGCCAUUGGUUCUACAAGUCUCUGUGAGCAACAAACAUGGCAUUGUGACAUGGGUCAGAAACCAUGUUGAUAUAAGUAGUGAUUACUCCAUGACUGUAAACGAUGCUCGUAUGUCCAUACAGGGGACAACACAAGACGUCAACUUUGAUCUUCACAUCAACAAUGUAAUUAUGUCAGAUGCAGGCUCCUAUACAGUACGUGUGUCUGCUGGCGCUUUGGAAGAUACCAACCUUUUUGACUACGAGAUCACGACCGUGCCGAUCUACAUCACUGUUCAAGAUAUCGAAACACAAAGUUUUACCAAAGAGCCCGAAUCGGCAGAUGUUGCAGAAAGCGGAACACUGGUAUUUUAUUGUGAAGUAGACCACAAAGAAGGAACGCUUAUUUGGUCAAAGGAUGGGAUCGAUAUUUCUUCGGACACUGUUAUAACUGGUGUUGACAGCCGAUACAGCAUAGUUGGUGACCACAGUAACGGAGAAUAUCACCUUCAGAUCACAGAUAUCAAGUAUGCCGAUAUUGGGCAAUACACUGUACGGGUGUCGGCGGGGGAUAACAGCCAAGAAAUUACGUCAUCCACUGUGUCAUUGACAGUAAGAGCCCCCACAGCGCCCCAAGAACCCAAGUGUUCAGUGAGUAGAAUCAACAAUAACCAAACAUUGCAACUGAAAUGUGAAUCGAGCGGUGGUGAUCCACCAGCCAUCCUAUACUGGUCAGGGGCAGAUAAUAUUGUACAUGGCGUACAUAAUCAAUCGUCAUCUGUCAAUGUUAUGAUGGCAGAGAUUGUAAUAACACAUAGCCUAGAGGGCGCUGUAUUAACGUGUAUGUCUAAUCACGUGACAUUCACUGAAUCGAAAACAUGCAGCGUUGGACCAAUACAAACAGGACUGAGUUUACCGCCCAGCAUGCCGCUAUGCUCAAUUUCCAAUGACAACCUUAUAUUGAGUGACACAGCUUUAUUGAGCUGUGAAUCAAUGGGCGGUAACCCCCCUGCUACCUUGACAUGGAGUAAAGAUAACGUUGUAUAUAAUGGAGAAUGGCUCAGCACUGAAACCGAAGUCCGAAUUGGUCUAGAAAUCAACCUAACCAGAGAUAUGGAUGGAGCAAUCUUUACUUGUGCAGCUGAUCAUAGUGCUUUCAACGAAACGAAGACGUGUACAGUGGGACCUCUAAACAUAGUGGAAAUUCCAUGGUGGUUAUCUGUAUGGUUCUGGCUUUUACUGGCUCUAUUAUUACUAGCUUUAAUUAUAAUACUUAUACUGUGUUGCUGUUGUUGCUGUCGUGGAAUGUUACCCUGUGGAUUCUGUAAUUAUUCCGAUAGAUGUUUAGCAUGUUGUCCAUGUUUACGAUACUGCGUGGCACCAAUGAAGAAGAGUGAGAAAAGUGAAGCUUCGACAAUGAUAGAAGCAGACGAUGCUGUGUUGAUUGGAUUCUCGCGAGGUAAGCAGACCUCUGACCUGUCAACUCAAACACCUGGGUACUUAGCAGAAGAUGGCAGAUACAUCAAGCAAGUGUCACAGCUGGAGCAGUUUUUAAAGGUUACCCAGGAGAAGGAAACUACCAACAAUAGCACUCACAGAGAUUAUAAGAAAACCAAGAAAACUACCAGUAAAAAAGACGAAUCUUCUUUAAGUAGUUCAGACAGCGAUGUCAAAGAAAAGAAAAAAAAAUCAGGAAAACAUGUGAUGAGGGGAAAGGGUAAAACAAAAGGAACACGAAAAACUACUGUAAAAGUUAUACAAACCCAAACUACUGACAUUGUUGAUGGAGACAUACAGACAAAAGAUGAUAUCAAAAUAGACGACACUCACGAUGAAAGAAGACACUCCGUCACAAUUAUCAACAGCGACCAGAACACCCGCACACAACUUGUUCCAGGAGAAAUGGGCGAACAACACGAUUAUUGCACUUCUUGUUCACCAUCGGAAUCUGAUGAUGGUAUUUUGGGUACUCAGUACAUGCCCAGGCCAAGCAGCUACAAAAAGCAUAUCAUAACUAGCAAUGUAGUCCGGACAUCUACAGAGAAAUCUGAAGGAACUGAUCAGAUAGGUAUCCGUUUGAUUAUAUAUUCUAUUAUAUGUGAAUACAAAAAAAAACGUAUUGUGUGA
This is a messenger RNA of Saccoglossus kowalevskii, 3647 nucleotides long. RefSeq lists its product as uncharacterized. Gene Ontology annotation, molecular function: cell adhesion molecule binding. NCBI's taxonomy places the organism in Eukaryota, Metazoa, Hemichordata, Enteropneusta, Harrimaniidae. Gene Ontology annotation, biological process: cell-cell adhesion. Gene Ontology annotation, cellular component: plasma membrane; cell-cell junction. The record is from RefSeq and is a predicted model, not a curated record.